AUGUUAGGGAAGAAACAGAAGAGCCUUCUUUCCUUCUGUGAAAAGGCCCAGAAACCAAAGGCAGGUAAACCAGCAAAUGAAACGAACACCUCCCAUCCGGAUUGGGCACCAUCACUGCACUUGGGGUACACGACCAAGACAGUCACCACCACCACCACCACCGAGACUUGUCGCUAUGAGAGACAGGAACAAAGACAACGACGAAGGACUGAGAGCAUGGAGUCAAUGGAUGAAACACCCCUUCUUACACCAGUAGAGACACCUGAGGGAGCAUCAGCAUCAGCACCUGCAGGCCUAGAGGAUGAAGCUGACCAGGGGCCGGUGACAGAAUGUGACUUCUGCUCGAAGCGGCGUGAGGAAAUCAACCGACUGCUGGAUGAGAACAGAGCCCUGAAAUUAGAGCUUGGCCAGAGAAGAAUGGAUGAACAUUCCCUGAAGGAUGAUGAUGUGAGGGUUAAGUACUACACUGGGCUGGCGGACGCAGAGGUUUUCAUGGCUCUUUUAGCCACUCUUCUUCCAUUCAUCACACGGAGCAGUAGAGUAUUGUCACCUUUUCAAAUGCUUAUGCUCACACUCAUGCGCCUCAGACUGAACUUGCCACUGCAACAUUUAGCCUACAUCUUUAGCGUGGACAGGACAACCAUUUCUAGAAUUUUCAAUCACAUGAUAGGCGUCAUGGAUAGCACCAUCACAAAACUGAUCUACUGGCCAACUCGAGAUGCCCUGCACACCACUAUGCCCCAUCAGUUUGUGGAAGCCUUCGGGAACCGUGUUGCUGUGAUUCUGGACUGCUUUGAAAUAUUCAUAGAGAAACCUUCAAAUCUUAAUGCUCAAUGUCAGGCCUUUUCCCACUACAAACACAAUGCAACUAUGAAGUACCUCAUUGGUAUUACACCAAAUGGACACAUUUCUUUCAUUUCAAAGGGAUGGGGGGGGCGCGUCAGUGAUAAACAUGUGACUGAGAACUGUGGCAUUCUUCAAAAGUUGCUACCUAGAGAUGUGGUGUUAGCUGAUCGUGGCUUUGAUAUUGAGGAGAGUGUGGGACUCAUGUGUGCUGAGGUAAAGAUCCCCGCCUUCACAAGAGGACACUGUCAAUUGGAAGCAAGAGAUGUGGAAAACACAAGGAAAAUUGCUCAUCUCCGAAUUCACGUGGAAAGGGUGAUUGGAACUGUCAGAAACAAAUACACAAUUUUGUCUGCAAAAGUGCCCAUCAACAUGGUGUUGCCAUGUGAAGGUGAAGAAAAAACAUUCCUUGACAAGAUUGUGUCUGUAUGUUGUACUCUGACCAUCAGGAGCAGGAGUGUUGUGCAAAGCUGA
This is a messenger RNA of Engraulis encrasicolus (European anchovy), 1317 nucleotides long. RefSeq lists its product as uncharacterized. The transcript is spliced from 3 exons. The record is from RefSeq and is a predicted model, not a curated record. NCBI's taxonomy places the organism in Eukaryota, Metazoa, Chordata, Actinopteri, Clupeiformes, Engraulidae. The coding region runs from base 1 to 1317 and encodes 438 amino acids.